Molecule: messenger RNA, 1597 nt
Organism: Lactuca saligna
Lineage: Eukaryota; Viridiplantae; Streptophyta; Magnoliopsida; Asterales; Asteraceae
Source: the annotation of a GenBank genome assembly
AUGAUUCUCAGAAGCAGUGUCGCUCAGCUUCAUCAUCAUCACCAGUCUAAUCAACCAUCUCGUGUUCUUCCGCGAAAAUCUUCUUCAGAAAACAAUCGCAUCAAGCUCCCUAUCUCUCCACACACCCUCUCUUUAUCUUACUCUGAUGUUCAAUUGAAACAUUGGGGUUCCAGAUUAGUGGUUCAUAGACGUGUAUCUGGAGAGUUUUCUGAUGGAAUUAUCGAUCAGGAUGAACAUGAACCUCCAAAUUAUGCACAAAUCUCACCUCAGAGACUUGAACACACGACAUCUUUUGUGGAAACUCUAAAGAAAGCCAACUUUGUAUUGCCUCAAGUAGUUCUUGCUACUACAAUAUUGGUUCUUAUCUUUCCACCAUCUUUCAAUAGCAGGUAUUAUGUCCAGGGUUUAUGUUUCUUGAUGUUUGGAGUCGGACUUAAUUCAAGUGAAAAAGAUUUUAUUGAAGCUUUCAGUAGGCCACAAGCUUUUUUUGCACGUUAUCUUGCUCAAUUUGUUCAAAAACCAUUCGUUGGUUAUCUUUUUGGAACAUUGGUCAUGACAAUCUGUGGCUUUCCAACUUCCUUAAGUGCUGGGAUUAUGCUAACGUCUUGCGUUAGUGGGGCCCAACUCUCGAAAUAUGCCACUUUUCUAAUGGACCCCACAAUGGCUCCACUAAGCAUUGUUGUGACGUCAUUAUCUACAGCUAUUUCUGUUUCUGUCACCCCACUUAUAACCCUUUUACUGAUUGGAGAGAAAUCGCCUGUUGAUCUCAAACAAAUGGUUUCCAAUAUUUUGAAGAUUGUAAUUUCACCUCUUGCUUCUGGCUUGCUUCUUAAUAGAUAUUUGCCAAGAAUGUCUAGCACCAUUCGACUUUUUUUACCACUUUUAUCAGUUCUAGUGACUUCACUAUGUAUCGUAUCUCCCAUUGCUAUUAACAUAUACUCUAUUUCAUCGUCUUUUGAGAUAACACUUUUGGUGAUUUUUAUCGUGCAUCAUUUAUCAGCAUUUGUCCUCACAAAUGCAUUUUUGAUGGCAUUGUUUUCCACAAUUCACCUAAUGUCAAACCACUUCAGAGACAGCUAUCUUACAAAACAGUUUGGUAGAGAUGAAGGGAGGAGGAAAUCUUGAUGCAACACCUUAUCGUUUUAAAUGGGGGUGGUGGUGGAGGUGGAUGGAAAAGGAGGCGGGACCCUUGUAUUUAGUGCUAAUUUAAUAUUGUGUAAUAUAGAAAAAACAGAUAAAAGAUAAAAGAAAAAGGGAUUUAAAAGUCAUUUUACAUGAUCAAUGACCACCAUUAUUUACAUAAAACUGGAAUAGUUACAUAACAAAUAAUCAAAAAAACAUAAGAGUAAAGCCAUAUAUUACCCACCAAAUGGGGAGCAACUUCAUUCUAUCCAACUUUUUCCCAAAAUUACCCCUGAAAUUAAACCACUCAAAAGCCUGUGUGAUGAUAAGAUUCGUUGUUCUUGUUGAAACCAUUUUUUUUUUGUCUAAUGUAAGUAACUAAUAUUUUAAAUAUUAUUAAAAAGAUAUAUAAUCAUAAUAACAGUAUUGUGUGAUAAUCACAAAAUGAUCUCGUAUCGAUACAGAAAUUUCGAAA